AUGGAUGUGUUUAAUAAAAUUUACACGCAAGUAAGUAGUUCGGUAAGCAGUACAGUAUCGCAAUUAUCGGGUGUCUUGCCUGGAAACCCUGUCACAAGAGAAUUUGACGCAGCUGCCCACAUAGCUUCAGCAGGACCUGGUUUGUUAUGGAAAAUUUACAAGGGAAGCAAACGCUCCACCAAACAAGAGGCAUCAAUAUUUGUGUUUGAAAAAAGACAACUCGAGAAAUACAACAGAACAGAUCGAGAAAUUGUUUUGGAAACAUUAAGGAAGGGAAUUAUGCAAUUAACGAAAAUACGACAUCCCCAAAUAUUAACGGUUCAACACCCUUUAGAGGAAAGUCGGGAAAGUUUGGCAUUUGCUACAGAACCGGUUUUUGCUAGUUUGGCAAAUGUUCUUGGAGAAACUACAAACAUGCCCCAACCUGCAAACAUGUCUGAUUAUAAGUUGUACGACGUUGAAACCAAGUAUGGAUUAUUACAAUUAAGCGAGGGCUUGGCAUUCCUACAUAAUGAUGUAAAACUGUUACACAAAAACAUAUGUCCAGAAUCUAUUGUCAUUAACAGCCAAGGAGUCUGGAAAAUAUUUGGCUUGGACUUCUGUGUACACAACACCAACCCAGCUAACAAUCCACCGAAUUACCCUUUUGAAAACUACAGCCCCACACUUCCGCCUGUUUGUCGUCCAAACCUUGAUUACUUAGCCCCUGAAUGUAUCGUACAUGAAAAACAUUCCGCUUCCAGCGAUAUGUUUUCUCUGGGUAUGUUGGCAUUUACUUUGAACUCUCCCACAAGACAGACAAUCUCGCCUGUGAAGGAUUUGCAACAAUUCAAAAGCAGGGCUCAGCAGUUGAAGAAUUUGACAAAUAAUAGGCUGCAAUGCAUGCCGGAGGCUCUAAGGGAAUAUGCCAAGUUGUUGUUGAAUAUCACACCAGAGGUGCGGCCUGAUGCCCAUCAAUUUGUUAAGAUUCCUUAUUUUGAAGACGUCGGUAUUAAAACCCUAACCUACUUGGACUCCCUACUGCAAUGGGAUAACCUGCAGAAAUCGCAAUUCUACAAGGGUCUACCGGAGGCUUUGCCCAAGCUGCCGCAAAGAGUAAAAGUGCAAAGAGUAUUAUCUUGUCUUGUCAGGGAUUUGGCUCAACCGGCAAUGGUUCCAUUUAUAUUGCCCAGCGUUUUUGAUAUUGCCCAGGAGUGCAGCCAAAAAGAGUACUGCACCUAUGUUCUACCACAUUUGAAGGGCGUCAUGAAGCUUAUGGAACCUAUUCAGAUUCUUCUAAUAAUGCUUCAACGCAUGGAAUUACUUCUAAAACUGACCCCCGCCGAGGACGUCCAACAGCACGUACUCCCCAUGCUCUACCGAGGCCUAGACUCGGAUUCCCCGCAAAUCCACGAACUAUGCUUGUCGGUGCUGCCGACCUUCGCGGGCCUACUCGACCACUCCAACGUAAAGAACAGCCUGCUGCCCAGGAUCAAAAAGCUGUGCCUGUCGACGAACACUCUCUCGGUGCGGGUGAAUUGUUUGCUGUGCGUCGGCAAACUGCUGGAGCACCUGGACAAGUGGCUGGUGCUGGACGAGGUUCUGCCGUUCCUGCCGCAGAUCCCGUCGAGGGAACCCGCCGUCCUGAUGGGCAUUUUGGGGAUUUACAAGUUGGCGAUGACGCACAAAAAGCUGGGCAUCGGCAAGGAGAUCAUGGCGUCCAGGGUCUUGCCGUUCUUGAUCCCUUUGUGCAUAGAGAACGGCCUCACCAUCGCGCAGUUCAACGCCUUGACCGCUUUGGUGAAGGAGAUGUUUCAGCAAGUCGAAACCGAACACAGGACCAAGUUGCAGCAACUGAAUUCCGUCAAGGACGAACAAAAAGCGUUGGCCAUGAAUAUGCCGGAAAUCGCGAGAAAACCCCGACCAAUGCAGUUAGAGGACACUUUCAGCGGUCUUGGUUUGGAUAAUUUUGCGAGUCCUCCGAUGCAAGGGUACAGCAAACAAAUCAGUAUUGAGCCGAUGAAAAUGGAGAAGGCUGAAACCCCGCCACCGAAAGAUUUGACGUCCUGCCUGGAACCUCCGAAAACGACCGUGAGCAGCGUGAACUUGACCAUGCCCAAGCCUCAGACGAACUACCAAUGGGCGAAACCUCAGCACACCCAAAACUCGGACCAUUUCCAGAUGUCGCCGAUGCAGAACGCGAGCGCCAUCUCCAACCCUUGGGCCAGCAAUGGCAACGCGAUCGCGGCGGCGAAUCAAAAUGCCUGGGGUCGGAGUCAGAGCGCGCAGAACUGGAGCGCGCUGGAUAAUCUUUUGCCCAGUACGAACGCGAAUAAAGUUCCCAUGAACCGAAUGAGCUGCAAUCAGCCUUUGAUGCCGCCCGCUAAUAACAACUCGGCGGGAAAUAACAAGCUUUCCCACGCCGAUAUCAUGGAUUUGUUGAGUUAG
Messenger RNA from Brassicogethes aeneus, 2427 nucleotides. The record is from the annotation of a GenBank genome assembly. NCBI's taxonomy places the organism in Eukaryota, Metazoa, Arthropoda, Insecta, Coleoptera, Nitidulidae.